This is a messenger RNA of Epithele typhae, 1122 nucleotides long. RefSeq lists its product as uncharacterized. The transcript is spliced from 10 exons. NCBI's taxonomy places the organism in Eukaryota, Fungi, Basidiomycota, Agaricomycetes, Polyporales, Epitheliaceae. Bases 1 to 1122 code for a protein of 373 amino acids. The record is from RefSeq and is a predicted model, not a curated record.
AUGAACAAGAACAACGCACGUAUUUUCAACGUGAUCUACGGCGUCGUCGCGCCCGAAGAUAUCAAGUUCAAGGACUUCGAGAAGGCCAUGAACAACCUCGGCGCGCGCAAGAGUGCCAGCGGAGGCUCUCUUCGCUCAUUCACGGCACCGUGCUGGAAGGGAACCGUGCACGUACAUCAGCCCCACCCGCAUGACCACCACACGAAGAAGAACACUGGGAGGCUCAAGGCUCAGUUGGAGUCCAGCGGAUUCACCCACCGGGUCAUUCGCCGUGAGACCCGCAAGGCGGGCUCGAUCAUCCAUCCCCUUUUCGUCGUACUUAAGAAGUACGACGAAAAGGGGAUGGAUGAUCGAGCCUAUGGCGGCCUGUACUCGCAUCUUCGAUCUGUCAGUGAUCUAAGUACCAGUGGUCAUUCGAAGAAUAUGAACAUCUCGCGAUCAACUGGCGCUUCCAAGAUCGACCACGGUCAGAAUUACCCGCGUUUAGCGAUACGUCACUGGCGAUACGCCUCCUCCUCCUCCUCCUCCUCCUCCUCCUCCUCCUCCUCCUCCUCCUCCUCCUCCUCCCUCCCAAUGGGCCUUCUUGCCAGCCAAACGCGCGCCGUUGUCGAAAGCAGUGAUGUUUUCAUCAGCGAAACCCUCCGCCGCGGGUCUGCUGUCGACGUAGGAGAAACAUACCGCCAAGUCAACCUUUUGGUGUUCCAACUCGAUGAUGCCACCAAAUACGUGUUCUUUGUCCGCGAGAUGCUCGAUGGCAGCAAGGUUGAGCCACCCGAGCUGGCGGCGCUAUUCACGUUUCCAAACGAAAAGAUCAACAUUGUUAUCUAUGAGGUCAAGGAGGAAGCCGAGAUGGCGGAGGUGCGCCGGGGGGCGAAGGGACGCGGGGAGGCCAGGGAGCGGGACGGGGGAGGAGAGGAGGUCGCGUUGAGCACGAUCACUAUGAGCAGCAAAAUGGAUGGCUUCCGACUUGUCGUGCUCGAGGACGAGGCCAGCGUGGGUCAGGAGUGUGGUGAGGGAAUUGUAAAGCGGUGCUAUCAGUUCGAGGUUGCAGGGGAUAGAGGGAGAAGCGACCAUGAGUCCGCCGUCGUCUACGUAGAAGUGGAAGUAGGGUCAUGCGGGUGA